This is a messenger RNA of Ophidiomyces ophidiicola, 4572 nucleotides long. RefSeq lists its product as uncharacterized. NCBI's taxonomy places the organism in Eukaryota, Fungi, Ascomycota, Eurotiomycetes, Onygenales, Onygenaceae. The record is from RefSeq and is a predicted model, not a curated record. The coding region runs from base 1 to 4572 and encodes 1523 amino acids. The transcript is spliced from 2 exons.
AUGGAUACGGAUUCAUCUAUAUCCACCCGGCGACAACCUCGACCCAACGCGCCGCACCCUACUCAUCUCCAAAUUCCUCAGAUUCCCACCUUUCCCUUGUCAUCCCCGAUUGUGGAGGAAGUGCUCACACCUUUUCUCGAAUCCGACUCGCCAGAAUAUGGCAAGGAUCGCAUCAAUAACCCUUUCAAGUCGCCGAAGGAUAGAGACAUGGUCGAUUUCAAGUAUCAAACUGGGUAUAUCAGUGAAAGAAAUAACUCAACAAACAGCCUGGAAUAUGCCGAUUCGCGAGUCACAAUAGAACCGCCAGUAAAAAAAGCACGUCCGGGUCUCAAUGUUGUAACAAAUUUUAGUUCAAACAACUUCAAUUCGGCCUCAAAUAAAAAUAUUGCUCCAGCACCACAAUCCCAAACUAAAGGCUUCCUAGAUCUAAGCGAUUUAAAAUCCCUCUCAAAAACAAAAUCGAACGAUUCGAGUCCCGACAAGAAACGACAACCUACAUGGAAAACAAAAAAGGGGGGCUAUGAAGUGUUGAAAGAUCAGGCUGACCGCGCCCAAACAACUACUCAGCAGUCAGGGAGGGUUGAGAAGCCGUCUUUGAUGCGCAGAGUCACUCGGAAGGCCACGCAGAAAUACUCAAAGAAGCUCCAGGAUCUGUCACCAUCAGACCGUCCCAUUUUAAUUGGGUUAAGCAUACCAACAACUCCAAAGAAACCAGCAAUAGAAGAGAAAGCUGUUCCCCAGAAAUCUCAGCAGACGCCUGUGACACCGUCAAUAGUAGUGACGCCUGCUAUUGAGGACCGUGAAUGGAACUCCGUAUGGAACAGACCACCGCGUCCAGCCUCAAGUGUUUACUCGCAGCCGACGCCGUACAUAAGACCCAGUAGGGUAGAGUUAAUUCCUCCUGUUCCUGCCCUCCCAGCACUCAGUACGCUACCAGGCAAUGAAAAAUAUGGCGUAUAUCCGGAAAAUAAGUCUUCAGAAAAGGAGCGAGAUCUUCCGUACGCAGACAAAACUAACGGCGGCAACGACUCCCCGACGUGGUUCUUUUCACGAGGGCAAACAUCACCAAACGGGGUAAAUCUUGAUACACCGAGGCGCUUGAGCCUUGAAACAAAUUCGCCCCAGCGCGGGUCCCAAGGCUGGUGGAACGUUUUAUUUACCCCGUUGUCGCGAUCGAAUACAAUGAGCAGCUGGCGUAGCUAUGUAACGGAAGAUAGCAGUCCUCCCCCCGUACCUCGUUUAGCAUUUGGAAUCGGAAAAGCAGAUUACGAAACAGUCUUGAAUGAGAAGGAACCGGAGGCCGGUGUAUCAAAAUUUUCUCCGGACACUCCCACCAGUAUGAGUGACGCAAAAAGAAUACAAAGCAACGUCACGGCGUGGCCGGAUAUGGAUGACUGGUAUAAGCAAUGCCAGAAUCGAAGCACUGUUCCUCGGCCCUUUCAUUCACCAGAAAUACCUCGUCACGGCGAUUGCAAGAAUUCACCAUUGUCCGCUUCGUCAACUCAGUCAAUCCCUCUUGUUAUAUCGACCAUCGCGCCCCAGAAAACCGAGGCAACUCACAGCAUGUCAUGUGGACAUGACUUACUGAGCAACCAACCUUGCUCUACAUGCCUUUCCCGUUCUAAUAUUGAUAGAUUUCUUGCUGAAACGUCGGCUAGCAGUCGAGGAGUCUUAACAAAGCCUCCGCCCCAGCCUAUUCAAAACCAACCGACUGAACAGUCCUCGAAUAACCCUUUCUUCCAGAGAUUUGUUGCCAACCUGAGGCAUGGAGAAGCUAGGAGAUCAAGCGCUGACUCCGGCUCAACGACUAUUGAAGAUGAUGAGCCAGAAAUGUCCCCCAAUAUACGACAGGCGACAGCAACGCCUAUAUUAAAGGCUGGCAUUGGAACACCCGCAAGGGUUCACUCACCCCUACCGCCCAAAAUAACGGGAGACACUUCGAAAAGCCAACAAAAUGCGACCGGUGCAAAAAAUUUAUCUAGUUCGACGUUUGGUUCAAGGGAACCCAGAGCAGAUUCCGUACCACCGCCCUACUCCUCCCCCGCACCAAGUAAGUCAUAUCCUCGUUACCGAGCAAUUUAUCCGCCAGAUCAGCAGCCACAUUCUCCAGGACCGAUUUCUCCUGCGGGCAACAACGUUACCGGUAUUCAAGGCGGGAUACAAAUGCACAAUGUAGUAAAUAUACAUGCACCCCCUGCAACAUAUGAUCAUAAUAAUCGUCUUCCUCCACGGCCUCCUGCACCCCCUCUGACUUUAUUUUCCGCCGAGAGACCCACAGUAGUGCGAAGCAACAUCGAGCUAAAACGCAGAAGACGCGAGAAAGAAGAAGCUGUUGGGAGAAAAUGUUGUGGUCUAUGGCGCGGUCGAGGAUGUUUCGGCAAUGGUGGCCGUCUUGCUCGAGGGGGUCGAGAAGGAAGAAAACGACGGCGAUGGUGCAUUGUUGCUGUUGUCAUUUUCUUGCUGCUUUUAGCUGCAGGCAUUGUUACGGCUGUGAUGCUUACAAGAAAGAAGGAUAAUGUCGAAAUUCCGUCUCGGUGGUUGAAUUUGACGGGAUACCCUGCAAUGCCAACCGGUAUUGCUACUAUUGGUGGGCCUGAUCCGGUCGAGACAAGCUCUGGCUGCGUACAUCCUUCUACCAUGUGGAGCUGUUCCCUGCCCAAAGAGGACCAGGCAAUGAAUGCUCCAUAUGAUCAUGAUUCUCCAAAAUUUCGGAUUGAAAUUCUGUUCAAAAAUGGGACGUAUCCCCGCAGCACAACCACUAUAGGAAAUCCGAAACAAAGGACAACGCGCGAUACGCUUUUUCGCCGAAUUCUAGGCUCUAACAUUUUACACGUACGAGGCAACGAUUUUACACCUAUUCCUGCCCCCCCAAAUUUGAGGGAUAUUGAGUUCUUAGGGAAUACUACUGACGGUAUUGCUGAACCCUUUAUAGGGGAGGAAACACCUUUUUUUGCUAGUUUUCUCUCCAUUUCUCCCCCGGCAAAUCUCCAGAAAAGAGCCGAUUCUUCUAGCGGUUUCCCAAACCUCACUGCAAUAAUUCCACCACCAGGAUCUUCUCCAGACGGCACGGCAGUAGCCGCUAACCUUCUCCCUACACCCAAGUCUCAGCCACUUCGAUUGUUUGAUCGUGGUAAACCAACUGAACACUACGGUUUCUAUACCUACUACGAUCGCUCUAUCUUCCUUAAGUCGGUUGCAGAAAACGCCGCCUUAGCAGACGAUGGGGCAGGCGGGUCCACAAAGUCGACUGCCCGAAUCCGGUGUACGUGGUCAGAAACUCGAUUCCUUGUCCAGAUCUGGACUCAACCAGAGAAAGCUGGUCUACAACUAGUAGGACGACCCAAUUCAUUUAAUUCAACACCUUCACAGUCCAUACCGGGCAUGCCUGAUUCUGCGACCGAUUUUUCUCGUCCAGGCACCUUCCCUUACCCGGUGACUAUCAAGCUGGAUAGGCAUGGCGGAAAUUAUAGGAAGAAGAUGGUGUAUUGCUAUGCCAUGAACAGCCGCUCACAGAUUGAGAUCAACGAGAAGAAACUGCAGCUGGAGUUUCGCGGUUUUGCUGGUACCUUGAUUAAUCCUGCAGGAGGGAUAUUCAAUCUCAGCAAGUCUAUAGGAAACGAGAAAAAGGUCGAGGAGUGGCAACCUAUUGAUGGUGGAACAGGGGGUUUUGCAAUUGAAAAUAACAUUUUCCUGGGACCAUCCCUGUCCAACAGGGACUGCCACAAUCAACAUAUUGGACACUCAAUUGACAUACCAGACCUCGUAACCAGUAUGGUGCAAUCAAACCUCACCAGCCUCCCACUGGAGCUUCGAGAAAACAUAUACUACAACGUCCUGUAUGGCGAGGUACCUGCGGACCCAGUGUUGAUAUUCCCCGAGACAGAGCGGGGUCGUUUUCUUGUUCGCUCCAAUUGUGGCGGGCUGCUCUGUACGAACAAACAAAUCAACCGAGAACUAUCCGAUUAUAUCACCUUUUGCAGCAAAACCGGGAGCGGACUGAGCUGCAGAGGGGACUUGGUUCUUGUGAAUGAGCGGCAAUACUACUUCGCAUGGCGAGCUCUCCCCUGGAGAACCACCCACAUUGGCACCUGCACGAUCACUUUGAGCAUCCAGGGAGUGCGUGAGGGGUUCUCUGGCUUUCGUACAGAUGGGUUCAGCGAGCCGCCAGUGAUCAGCUACAUCCAUUCCUUCAUACGUUCGAUUCUCGAGUACGGACCGCUGCUCUCGGGGGACAACCCCGCAUGGAUUACACUUGGCAGGCUGGACAUUAAUAUCUUGACUCCUCAACCGCCAUUCCCACAAGGCUAUCAACUGUUGCCAGUUGAAGGCUUCUCUGAGCUACGGGAUAUUACGUCGGGAAUUAUCAACCCGAGAACUGUGGCGCUUGAGAUCGAGGAAUAUUCUACCUGGGAGCUAGAGAGAUGGGCGAACAGCAGGCGAAGGGCAGAAGGUAUAUUUAAUGGGUUGAGAACGCUACAGGUAUUAGUGGAUGGGACACCAAUGUAUUCGUUUGAUAUUGAAAAGAAGUUCAACGAAGGCCAGACUUGGAACCGGAUAGGAGGACAGGUCUGA